Messenger RNA from Anopheles coluzzii, 1276 nucleotides. It is a transcript of the gene MBD-like, whose product is annotated as methyl-CpG-binding domain protein 2. Bases 137 to 1051 code for a protein of 304 amino acids. The transcript is spliced from 4 exons. The record is from RefSeq and is a predicted model, not a curated record. Gene Ontology annotation, molecular function: DNA binding. NCBI's taxonomy places the organism in Eukaryota, Metazoa, Arthropoda, Insecta, Diptera, Culicidae.
AAACAAACAACAACGCUUGCUACAGCUCCGUACGGUUUUUUUCCGAACCAUUACGGCUGUUAGAAAUUAGAAAACAUCUGAACGAUAGCAUCCUCCCAUUCUUCAAUACCAUCAACACCACGUGCGUACCACCGCCAUGAACGUAUCUAUCGAACGGAAGCGGACUGAUUGUGCAGCUCUGCCGAAGGGCUGGCAGCGCGAAGAGGUGCUCCGAAAGACGGGCCUGUCUGCGGGGAAAGUGGAUGUGUACUACUACAGUCCAACGGGGAAGAAAAUUGAAAGUAAACCACAGCUCGCCCGCGCCCUCGGCGACACGAUCGAUCUGUCGACGUUCGACUAUCAGGCGGGUCGUAUUAUUGCACCGCCCUCGGUGGCUGCCGCCCAGCUGCUGCACUCCCACCACGGGCCGAGCUACCAACUGCUGCAGCAGCAGGCAAACAGUAGUAGUGCACUGCGCCGGAAGUUUCCACCGUCAGUACCGCUCGGCGGAAGCAACUCCCUCACCGCUACACCAAUAAGCGCUGGGUGUGGUGUGAAGCCUUCAUCUCAGUUCGAUUACAGCCGUGCAAUGCGAUCGGACACCUCACUGAUCCCACCAAUCAGACAAACUGCAUCGAUCUUCAAACAGCCGGUUACGGUGGUAAGAUCGCAGGAACCGGAUAAUGCCAAAGCAAAGCGUGAACUGCAGCACGGCAGCCAGGUGAAACCGAAGCAGUUGUUUUGGGAGAAACGUUUAGAGAAUCUCGGAGCCAGUAACACCCACAACGAAGAGAUCGGAUCGAUCGAACUACCGAAGCGACUGCGACCGAUAGGGCCGGGUAUACGUGAAACGACGGUGCUGCAGUCGCUAGCCACUGCCCUACACCACAACACACUUCCCGUGACUGGACAGACGGCCUCGAAAACGUCGCUCAACACUAACGCCGGCGUGUUCACCAAUCCACACCAGCCGCUAAUGACGAACGUGACCAUCACGGAGGAGGACGUUAAGCGGCAGGAGGAGCGCGUGCAGUAUGCCCGGUUACGGCUACAGGAGGCGUUGCGUGCCUAAGAUCCUGUAGCCGUUCGUAGCCGAUGGAGAAGUGAGACAGUACUGAUCUUUGGCGUUUCAUCUGCAUCGGAGCGGCAAACCAUCCGACAUGCUCGGUGCUUUGUCCACCUUAACCCUCACACACCUACACUUUUACAUUGCUAGACGUGAUUCUUAUCUUUUUACCUAUGCGUAUAAGUAUGCAAGCUGAAAAUAAAUACAAAUAUUGUACGACAUUCUUUAAAA